This is a messenger RNA of Oryzias melastigma (Indian medaka), 2921 nucleotides long. RefSeq names its product activating signal cointegrator 1 complex subunit 2 (gene ascc2). The record is from RefSeq and is a predicted model, not a curated record. The transcript is spliced from 19 exons. NCBI's taxonomy places the organism in Eukaryota, Metazoa, Chordata, Actinopteri, Beloniformes, Adrianichthyidae. Gene Ontology annotation, biological process: regulation of DNA-templated transcription. The coding region runs from base 281 to 2527 and encodes 748 amino acids. Gene Ontology annotation, molecular function: ubiquitin binding.
GCCCGAACAGCCGCUAAAAACAACCAAUCACAGGGCGCGGAACGUCCACGAAUCGGUCUCCGUCACAUCCGGUCACUCCAGGCGUUCAGUCUGGAAACAGAAAGCGAACAGAGGAUGCAGAAGACAGGUGGAAGAAGCUGAUUGGCUGUGGAGACACCUGAAGGAACCUGAAGACGUGGUCAUAAACAAAAGGCUGUCCCUGUGUCAGACGCACUGAGGUCCAGAGUCUCCAACGUUUCUGUGGUGCUGAUCCUCAGACUGACCUGUAGGAGGCGCUGCCAUGGCCUGUGCUGGAGUGCCACUGGAUGAGCAGCAGGUGACCGAGGCCGACCUGCUCGGAAAGGAGCGCACGCUGCCCGCCCUGCACCCGGACAGGAAGGAGGAGCGCUGCUUCCUGCCUUACAGACCCCCUCCAGAAAGCGGUUCCUCCGCCGCCGAGGUGGAGGAGUUCCUGGAACAUGCCAGGUUCAUGGUGGAGGAUCUGGAGUGGCUUCUGUCUCUGCCUCACGACAGGUUCUGGUGUCAGGUGGUGUUCGACGAGUCGCUGCAGCGGAGCCUGGACUCGUACCUUCAUCACGCUCCGCGCAGCAUCGACCUGAGCGGCGGCCCCGCCUCCACGGCCGUGGCUGAGGUGCAGCGUUCCCUCCACAAGGACGUCUUCCUCACCUUCGUCAGGAUGGCCACUCACAAGGAGUCCAAGGAGAAUUUUUUCACACCGGCCGUGUUUGGAGAAAUCAUCUAUGACAACUUCCUGUUCGACAUUCCGAAGAUCCUGGAUCUGUGCGUGCUGUUCGGGAAAGGGAACGGGCCGCUGCUGCAGAAGAUGAUACGGAACGUUUUCACGCAGCAGCCGUCCUACUACUCGGACCUGGACGCCACCAUCCCCACCGUGCUGCAGGUGUUUGACACCAUCCUGGGAAAGUGUGGUCUUCAGAGUGAAGGCGCCGCCGAGCCCGUCAAGCUGAACGCUCACCAGCGGGUCACCGCCGCCAGCAUGGAGCCGCAGGAACUGGCGGACAUCAUUUCGUACCUGUGCGACUCCUCCACCACCGUCCACGCCUUCCUGGACAUCUUCCCCGCAGCCUGCUCCAGCUUCCACGCCCACGGCUUCCUCAGCAGACUCAGCUCCUUCUACGAAAGCGGCGUGCCUGAGCUGGAGACGGCGGUGAGGAGGCGGAGCUUUGAGGACGAGAGCCUGCAGGGGGAGCUGUGGAGGAGGCUGAGUCACUCCUGCAGGAAGAUGCUGGAGACGGCUCACCUGCUGCUGCACCACACCUGCCUGCAGCCCAUCCUGGAGGGGAAGGAGAACAUGCAGACGUUUGCAGAGGAGCUGCUGCAGCAUUUCUCCUCCUUUCUGCCGGAGAAGCGGUUCCUGGUGGACUACGACGAGCAGUUUCCCAUCGCAGACGACAUCAGCCUCCUGCAGCAAGCCCUGCCGGACACAGAUGAAACCAGGACCUCCUACCUGCUGGGGGGGGUGCAGAGCGCGUGGGACAGCGUGGGCCGGCGUCAAGCUGAAGAUGACCGGGGAGCAGCAGGAGGCGCGGCUGCCGACCCCCCCAGGGAACCUGAAGAGGAGGAGCCGGGGGGAGCGGCAGCCCCGAUGGACACGCCCCUCAAAGGAAACGUGGCGGCGGCAGCGGCGUGCCCAGUGGGCGGGGCCGAGCUGGAGUCCCUCCUGUCCUGUAUCAGAGACCUCUUUCCUGACCUGGGGGAGGGCUUCCUGCUGGCCUGCCUGCACGAGUUCCACUACAACACCGAGCUGGUCAUCAACAACAUCCUGGAGGACCGCCUCCCUCCCGCCCUGAACCAGCUGGACCGGGCCACGCCCAGGCCGGUGAAGGAGGAGCUUCCAGCCGUCCUGAGCAGCAGGUCGAACGUCUUCGAUGACGACGAGUUCGACGUCUUCCGCAGGGAUCAGGUGGACAUGAGCCGAGUCUGGAAAGGCCGAAGGAAAGCGGAGAACGUCCGAGAGAUGCUGAACGACAAGCAGCACAUCGUCCAGCAGAGGGCGCGCUACCAGGCCUACGACACGGUGGUGGAGGAGGUGGACGUCCAGCCCGGAGACGCCGCCGCCGCGUACGGCCUGGACGAUUAUGACGAUGAGUACGACGACACGUACGACAUGAACCAAGUGGGAGCCAACGACCUGGACGGAGACAGCCUGCUCAGCAGGAGACCCUUCACGGUCCCGCAGGUCCUGAGGACCAGAACCAAACCAGAGGAGGAGGAGGACGAAGAGGAGGAGGAAGGAGGUUCCCAGAACCCGGCCAGCAGGGACCAGUUCGUGCAGGACCCGGCGCUCCUGCGGGAGAGGGCGGCGGCCCGGAGAGCGGCGCUGCAGCAGAGGAGAGGCGUCCCGCCGGAGCGCCCCAGUAACGUGGUGGGCCGGCCUAAAGGUCAAGGUCAGACCACAGAAACCUUUCUGGACAGACGCAAGAAGGAGAUGAACAAGAACCGCGUGGCCAACCACAACCGGCGCUCCAUGGCCGACCGCAAGAGAAACAAAGGCAUGAUUCCCUCCUGACCCAACAGAACCCGGUCCCAUGCAGGGUUCUGCAGAGACGGGCUCCUUCUUUCCAGUUGCUUUUACUUUCUAUUCUGGUGAAUUAACUGGAGUUUGGACCGAAGGGACGUUCGGUUCUGACGCUCGACCCGAACGGUCCGAAGACAAAGACGGACACCUUUAUUGUUGCCAAGUAACAAUGUGUUUAUUCCUGACUGCCCCGCCCACUGCUGCGGCUGCAGAGUCGUCACUGACUGCGCAGCUGCAGCUGCAUCCUGAAGGAGGUGAUGACUGAGCGCUGAAGUGGGAGGGGCCUGCGCUGCCAUGCACAGAAGUUUCUAAUCCAGAGAUCAGAUCUAUCAGCAUUUUCUACAGAAAAAUGCAAGAACAUUUUCAAAUAAAUAAUAAUUUAACA